GCAUUUCCUUCAUCUUCCGAUCCAUCUCUCAUUGAUAAGUUGCUUGUUUUGCAAAUUUGAAAAAAAAUGGCUCUUACCGGUAAGCUCGAAGCAGAUGUAGAAAUCAAAGCUUCUGCGGAUAAGUUUCAUGAUGUGUUUGGGUCUAGACCCCAUCACGUAAAACAUGCUACUCCUCACAACAUAAAAGGUUGUGAAUUACAUGAUGGUGAAUUUGGAAAAGAAGGGAGUGUUGUCUUCUGGAAUUAUGUUCAUGAUGGAGUUCCUAAAGUUGCGAAAGAGAUUGUUGAAAAGAUAGACGAUGUGAACUUGUCUACCACCUUCACAGUCAUUGAAGGAGAUUUACUGAAGGAGUAUAAGAAUUUCAAAAUCACCGUUAAAGCUACACCGAAGGGUACUGGAAGUGGUACUGGAAGUGUAGCGCACUGGACACUGGAGUAUGAGAAGCUGAAUAAAGAUAUUCCAGACCCACACUCUCUAGUUAAAUUUUUACUUGAUGUCUCCAAAGAUAUUGAUGCCCAUCUUACCAAAGCAUGAACUCCCAGCCUUAUCCAUCAAUAAACUGUUUGCUUGCUAUUUAUACGUGUGAUUAAGCCUACAGUGCAAUAUGAAAUAAAUAAAGGAAAAAAAGGUUCUGGAUUUUAUUAAUCCUUAGAUCCUUCGAUAUAUAUAUAUAUAUAUGUAAACUUUUAUUGUA
This is a messenger RNA of Jatropha curcas, 694 nucleotides long. The record is from RefSeq and is a predicted model, not a curated record. Lineage: Eukaryota; Viridiplantae; Streptophyta; Magnoliopsida; Malpighiales; Euphorbiaceae.